Messenger RNA from Canariomyces notabilis, 2632 nucleotides. RefSeq lists its product as uncharacterized. NCBI's taxonomy places the organism in Eukaryota, Fungi, Ascomycota, Sordariomycetes, Sordariales, Chaetomiaceae. Bases 266 to 2461 code for a protein of 731 amino acids. Gene Ontology annotation, cellular component: membrane. The transcript has 2 exons. The record is from RefSeq and is a predicted model, not a curated record.
GUAACAAUACGUUGCCUGCGGGCGUGAAGCACUGUAACAAUUUGCCCAAUCAGACACCAUGAUACGGGUUACCAGGCGGCAUCCAGACCAUUGUCGGCCCCAUGCAAUCCAGGGUCGUAUGACAUAAUCGCCUUUUCAGCAACAUCCAACCUUCGAGAAUCAAGGUUUCCCAUCCAUUGAUCAGCCACACUGAACACUUCGAUUUCGAAUAGCCUCGUACCUGGAGUUUUCCGUUCUCGGACAUGCGACACAUAUCUCACCCAUCAUGAUUGAGAUAGCGGCAUCGUCACAGUCUCCUGUGCCGUCAGUCAUCUUUGCCCUCGUUUCGCUCUCGGCCAUCUCGGUCGUCGUCCUCCUCAUCCUCCGAUACUAUCUCCCCCUCCGGACGACGCCCGCAUAUCUCCUUGUGCCAGUUUUCUUUGCACUAUGGCUUCCGGCGAGCAUGGUCCUUCUGGUGCCCAUCGACCUGGCGUCGAGCGCCCUGGCCGACGAUGUUGACGCUCGUGGUAUCUGGUUGCAGCCGGGCGCCUUACGGGUAUCAUGGAGAGUCACCUACUGGCUUACAUUUGCCCUGACUUGGUUCAUCCUCCCCAUCCUCGCCGAAUACUCCGACUCCGGUUACCGCGAGCCCCAGGCCAAGCUGCUCGACUCCCUCCGCGCAAACGCCCAGUACUACGCCAUCGUAUUUGGCUCCGGAGCACUCGGGUUUAUUUACGUUCUCAUAUCUUAUGGCCACUUUUCCUCGUCGCUUAAGAGCACCGUCAUGGCUCUGGCCUACUGCUGGGGAUUGGUGCUCGUCAUCUACCUCAUGGGUCACGGACUAGUUGCCAUUCCUCGUCGGCUCCUUCGCAACGCGAAUGUCAGCGACAGAUUGCGGCGCAUCCAAUCCCGCGCGCCCGCGGUCUACGAGAAGAUGAAUGACGCUGAAAUGGACCUUGAGGACCUCGAGCUGCAGGUGGCCGAGCUCAGCCGUCGUAAGGGGGGCAGCGUAAGCCUUUUCCAAGACUGGGUCGAGGAGUUGGUGGACAUGACAAACCUGCCAGAGUCACAGCCUGGCCGUGCAAGCGUUGUACGUGGUUCCGGAAACCAGAGCCCUCUGCCGAACGUCAUCACCGAAAAGUACUUGGCAGAUCUCACGCGGCGCCUAAUCAGAGCAAAACACGCCCGAUCGCGGUACAUCAGCGAAUGGAACCGCCUCCUGCAAGACGCCGUCGAAACCCAAGCCAUCCUUGACUCUGCCGCCUCUAAGAGACUCGACUUUGGCAAAUCCUCUCCGCAGUCCGGAAGCCGCUUCUGGGACCGCCACACCCCGCUCACUCCAUACACCCGCUUCCUCCUGCACUACCACCUGGUUCCGUAUAUUCAAGUCGCCACCGGCAUCGUGCUGUUCCUGGCAUCCGCUUGCAUCAUCUGGUCAGAACUAGUCAAGGGACUCUUGCCCCAGCUCUCCGUCAUCCGCUACAGCGUCGUGCAUCACCAACAAACCGAUAAAGGGCAGGUCGGGCUAGCGGGGCAGGUCAUUGCCGCGUUGUGGAUGGUGUACAUGUGCGCCGCCGCGCUCACGUCCAUCACCGAGGUCAAGGUCUGGCGCGGCCGCGCCCUCGUGCGCCGCAACACGGCCCACGAGUCGGCCUUUUGGUAUGCCAGCCAGGUUGCCAGGCUCAGCGUCCCUCUCACCUACAACUUUAUGACCUUCCUCGGUGCCAUCUACAAGCGUACCGUCUUUUACGACUUUCUCGGGCAGCUGAUCGACCUCACACCGCUAGGGGAAUGGUUCGAUGCCCUGUUCCCGGCCUUCAUACUGCUUCCUGUGUGCGCGACGCUGUUUGGCCUGUACGGCAGGGUGAGGAGGGUGUUUGGAUUUGGCGUGGAUGUCUUGGAUGACGAUGACGAGAACGGCGACGGAAGCGGUCGAUCCUACGGGACCGCUAGUGGGGCUUGGAGAGAAGGGAGAGAUCUCAUCGAGAGGGAGCUCAACGGCACGUCGGCUGCUAUCCGUGGGCGCAGGGCUGAUGUGGCUUCGCGGAUCGCGUCAUCGUCGUCGCCCGUUGAUGGUUCUGGCCGCCGCGGGGCUCCCGUCCUGACGAUACCCGGGAGCAGCGGCGCCCGUCGAGACGGUGCUGGGCCGACGACCCCGUUUGGAACCUCGCCUACACCUGGCGGUGGGGGCCCUGUGGCCCCAGGGAGGAAGCCGCUGGCUAAUACCUCGGCGAGGAGGGCCGCCAUUGUGUUGGAUUCCGAGGAAGACGAGGAAAACUUUUUGGAGGCCUGGGGGCAUCGGUUCAAGAAUACGGUCGAGACGUUUGAUACGCCCAAGUGGAUGAGGGAUAUCGGACAGGGUAUCAAGAAACCCAAAUGGAUGGGCGGAAGCGACUCUGGGCAAGAAGGAAGCAGGGGCAGCAACCCAGAUGUCGGGAGGUGGUUCGGUGGUGAUGGUGGGCAGGGGAGGAUCAGGUUGUGAUCAGCCGCCUUCGUUUCUUUUCUUUCUUGUCCAGUGAUUUUGGAAAGCAUUGCAUGGCCGGUAUGAUAUGUAUGGAGGGAUGCAUUGUUUGGCGUUUGGGGGGAGGGGGAAAGGGGGGGAAACGGUCUUAGGAAAGAGCGAUGCUGUUCAAUGUCACUAGAAAGAGCUCUG